GUUGAUUUUGGAUGGGGCUCCUCUUAUAGCUAUACAUAAAGCCAGAUAUUUUAAGAAAAAAGAUGGCUUGGCUCUGGGACCUGGACCUUUUGUAACUGGACUGGAAUAUGCGACGGACACCAAAGCGACAGUGGUGGGGAAGCCAGAGAAAACCUUCUUCCUAGAAGCUCUGCGAGGGACUGACUGUGCCCCGGAGGAGGCCGUCAUGAUUGGUGAUGACUGCAGGGAUGAUGUUGGUGGCGCCCAGAACGCGGGCAUGCGUGGGAUUCUCGUCAGGACUGGUAAGUACUCGAUGGAGCAGUCAUUUCCUGCUUU
Messenger RNA from Antrostomus carolinensis (chuck-will's-widow), 315 nucleotides. RefSeq names its product haloacid dehalogenase-like hydrolase domain-containing protein 2. NCBI's taxonomy places the organism in Eukaryota, Metazoa, Chordata, Aves, Caprimulgiformes, Caprimulgidae. Gene Ontology annotation, molecular function: phosphatase activity. Gene Ontology annotation, cellular component: cytoplasm. The record is from RefSeq and is a predicted model, not a curated record. The annotation marks the transcript as partial. The transcript is spliced from 2 exons.